CACGCGCCGGCCGUGGAAGAAAGCCCUCACCGGUCUUGUUUUUCCUAUCCCACCUUUUUUGGUUCUUUGUUUGCUCAUUCUUUUCCUUCUCAGAGAGGGAGUCGCUGCAAUGCCGCUUUACGAGGGUCUCGGCAGCGGCGGGGAAAAAACCGCCGUGGUGAUCGAUCUGGGCGCGGCCUUCACCAAAUGUGGCUUUGCAGGAGAAACAGGUCCCAGAUGUGUCAUACCUAGUGAAAUAAAGAAACCUGGUGUUUCAAAGCCUAUCAGAGUUGUUCAGUAUAACAUCAAUACAGAAGAAUUGUAUUCGUACCUGAAGGAAUUCAUUCACAUGCUUUAUUUCAGGCAUUUGCUGGUAAACCCUCGAGAUCGCCGGGUUGUGAUCGUGGAAUCUGUAUUGUGCCCUUCUCACUUCAGAGAGACACUCACAAAAGUUCUAUUCAAGUAUUUUGAGGUUCCUUCAGUGUUAUUUGCACCAAGUCAUCUGAUGUCUCUUCUAACACUUGGAAUUAAUUCUGCAAUGGUUUUGGACUGUGGUUAUACAGAAAGCUUGGUGUUACCUAUUUAUGAAGGAAUUCCUGUACUUAGUUGCUGGGAUGCUCUUCCUUUGGGAGGAAAAGCCAUUCACAAAGAACUGGAGUACCAAUUGCUGGAGCAAAGUACAAUAGAUACAGGAGCCACCAAAGGACAAAGCCUUACCUCAGUGAUGGGUUCUAUUCCAGAAGACAUUGUAGAAGACAUAAAGGUUCGCACUUGUUUUGUGAGUGACCUCCAGCGGGGACUGAAAAUUCAGGCAGCAAAGUUUGAUAUGGAUGGUAGUGCUGAGCGUCCAACUCCACCGCCAGAUGUAGACUAUCCAUUGGAUGGAGAGAAGAUUUUGCAUAUCAAUGGAGUAAUCAGAGAUUCUGUUGUCGAAGUACUCUUUGUCCAGGACAAUGAAGAGAAAUCCGUGGCUACUUUAAUACUGGACUCUCUUAUGGAGUGCCCAAUAGAUACUAGGAAGCAACUGGCUGAGAACUUGAUAGUAAUUGGGGGUACAGCUAUGUUACCAGGAUUCCUGCACAGAUUAAUGGCUGAAAUACGAUACCUGGUAGAAAAGCCCAAGUACAAGGAAAUCCUAGCCUCAAAGAACUUCCGGGUGCACAUGCCGCCAGCCAAGCCGAACUGUGUGGCCUGGUUAGGAGGAGCCAUUUUUGGAGCUCUCCAGGACAUUCUUGGCAGUCGUUCAGUAUCGAAGGAAUAUUAUAACCAAACAGGACGCAUCCCUGAUUGGUGCUGCCUCAAUAACCCUCCUUUGGAAAUGAUGUUUGAUGUAGGAAAGACACCUCCACCAUUGAUGAAGAGGGCUUUUUCCACAGAGAAAUAACAGUUCUGAUCUUGCUGUGGCGCUGCCUUCUUUUCUCAUCUACCUGAAGCUGGACUGUUAAGGAGUUCAGUGGAAUAUGUUGGAUAAAUCUGCAAGUUAAAUUCUGGGGCACUGGCCACAAUUUUGGCUGAUUACGUUCCUUUCUGUCCAUUACAUUGGCUUAAGAUGAUGUCCCAGUGAUGUUUAUUUAUAUACACAAGUAAUAUCAACAUAAAUGCUCAAGCUUUUAAUGUUAUUUAAAGUAUAUACUGUAGAUACCUUUUUUAAAGCUCACUUGCUUAGCAUCUGAUGCUGCACAUAUUAGUUCUUCCACCAACUGUAAUGCUGUGUUUAAUUUGAAAUUUGUUGCCUGUUAAAAUAUGAUGAAAAUGUCCACAACGGUUUGAGGGUUUUCUUGAAAAUUUAGUGAACAAUCCUGGCCCUUGCUUUUGUUAAGGUAAGGAAUGGCAGUAGGUGCCUUCUUGAUAAUUGUCAACACCAAGUAUAAAUUAGAACUUGUAGUUCACGACAUUAGGAGAGCCACAAUUCCUAGUAUCCCUUGCCAUUGGCUGGGGCUUCUGGGAAUAAAUGUUCACUGACAUCUGAGGGUGGGCUUGUUCCCUGUUCCUGAAAAAAAGAGGAAGCGACACUUUAUGAAAAGCCAAUCAUAAUAUAAUCUUCUUCAGAGUGCUUAAAGUUGAUUCACGUUAAAAACAUUGAUUUAACCAAUCAAUACAAAUUGUCUACUCUGUUGCUUUUACUUUAAUUUCAGCUGCUUUAAUUUAUUUUACUUAAAACAUUAUUUCCGUCUCUUCAACUCAGAAAUCUUUCACAGCAUCUUGCAUAUGCAAACAUUUAGGAAAAUCAUUUUCAGAAAUUUUCUUCUUUUUAUCCUAUUUGGAACUAGAUCCAUCUGUGGCUUUGGUUACGUUGAUUUUCCUAUGAAAGCAAGUCACCUAAUACAUUUCAUUACGAUAUUCUCAUGUAGAAAUGAUAUUAAAAUCUCUCAAAACAAUGUGUCUCCAAAAUACGGUUGUAUCUCUGCUUUACUGUAGAGUUCUAGGCCUACAGAACUGGUUCUUCUAUAAAGGUUUUUUUUAUUUGUUUUUGGGUGGGGUCAAGCUGAAUAAAAUUUGUUUCACUAUCCUGUUUUAAGCAA
Molecule: messenger RNA, 2501 nt
Organism: Crotalus tigris (Tiger rattlesnake)
Lineage: Eukaryota; Metazoa; Chordata; Lepidosauria; Squamata; Viperidae
Gene: ACTR10
Product: actin related protein 10
Exons: 13
Coding region: 110-1363 (417 amino acids)
Biological process (GO): retrograde axonal transport of mitochondrion
Source: RefSeq, a predicted model, not a curated record